This is a messenger RNA of Neurospora tetraspora, 222 nucleotides long. RefSeq lists its product as uncharacterized. The coding region runs from base 1 to 222 and encodes 73 amino acids. NCBI's taxonomy places the organism in Eukaryota, Fungi, Ascomycota, Sordariomycetes, Sordariales, Sordariaceae. The transcript has a single exon. The record is from RefSeq and is a predicted model, not a curated record.
AUGAGCAGCUACGCCAAAUGGUACCGCCCCCACUGCUUAUCAGUUCCCGACUACCUUCACGAGCCCUUCUUCCGCCGCCCUCAGCCCAUCAUCCGAGGCAAAAACGGCACCCCCGUCGCUGCUAGACUCGUUAUCCCACCUGAUAUCGACGCCAUCUCCGGCGCGCUGGUCGAGUACGCCGCCGUUAUUGCCGUCAACCCGCGACCAGACCCGGAGCUCUAG